CCUUGCCCCACCGCGCUGCGCUGCGCCCGGCUCGCGCUGCGCCCGCCGCUCCGCUUCCCACACCCAGCCUGGGACUGGCAGUCGCCGCCGGACAUCAGCCGCCACAGGCUCCGCCGCUGACCCGAACGACCCCAGGGCGAGCGCCUCCGGGAUUACUGGGGUCUCCGAGGCACCCACGCGCCCCAGACUCCGCUCGGGCUGGAGCGCCCGGCCGUGCGCGCCACUGCGCCGUGGCCUCGGUUCCCCGGGCCGCGCCAGGACUGAGGACCCGCGCGCAGAGCGCGGGGGAGUCGGGAGCCGAGGCUGAGCGCGGGGAUGCCGGUGACCUCCUGCCGGAGCUCGGGGGCCUGGGACGCCCCGGCCGAGGUGUGAUCGGACCCCAGGCUGGUCACAGAGGUUCCAGCAGCUUGGCCCGGAGGCUAGGAGAGCAAGGAGAGAGCGGGGCCACCCGCCUCGGCGACCCGGUCCUCGGCUCGACUCGCCGGAGAAUGCGCCGGAGAACGACGGAGCGCCGGAACAGCGGUGGUUUCGACUGGCUAGCGCUAAUGGGGGUGCGCUGGAGUAAGGCAGAGUGAUGCGGGGGGGCAACUCGCCCGGCACCGAGAUCGCCGCUGCGCCCUUCCCCGGACCCGGCGUCGCCCAGGAUGGCUGCCCCGAGCCAUGGGCCGCGGCGGAGCUAGCGCGGAGCGCCCGACCCUCGCCCCCCGAAUCCCGGAGCCGGUCCCGCGCGGGGCCACGCGUCCCGCGGGCUCUGGUUCCUAAGGACAACGACAGCACCAGCUUUUCUUUUCUCCCUUCCCUUCCCUGCCCCGCACUCCUCCCCCUGCUCGCUGUUGUUGUGUGUCAGCACUUGGCUGGAGACUCCUUGAACUUGCAGGGAGAAUAACUUGCGCUCCCCUACUUCGUGCCGGUGCCUUUGCCCUAGCGGACCCAGCCUCGCCGCCUCCGAACCCCACCGGCCCUCCACUCCUUCGCUGGGCCCAACCCCGAGACGCGGUUCCCUGCGUGAGGAGAGGGACUGCCCAGACGGCACCCGGGAGGAGAAGAAGGAAAAAGAAGGGAACUCGGUCCCUGCGCCAGGUCCUCCGGCCAGAGCUUUUUCCAUGUGGAGGCUCUUUCAAUGGACGUGUCCCCGCGUGCUUCUUAGACGGUCUGCGGUCUCCUAAAGGAAUUCGAGGGGGCAGUACCUCAGUGCCACCUUGUACUAACAUGUCGACCAUGGUGGCCGGGACCCGCUGUCUUCUAGCGUUGCUGCUUCCCCAGGUCCUCCUGGGCGGCGCGGCCGGCCUCAUUCCGGAGCUGGGCCGGAGGAAGUUCGCAGCGUCAACUGGCCGCUCCUCAUCCCAGCCCUCGGACGACGUCCUGAGCGAGUUCGAGUUGCGGCUGCUCAGCAUGUUCGGCCUGAAGCAGAGACCCACCCCCAGCAGGGACGCCGUGGUGCCCCCCUAUAUGCUGGACCUGUACCGCCGGCACUCGGGCCAGCCGGGCGCGCCGGCCCCGGACCACCGGCUGGAGAGGGCAGCCAGCCUCGCCAACACCGUACGCAGCUUCCACCACGAAGAAUCUUUGGAAGAACUGCCAGAAAUGAGUGGAAAAACAACCCGGCGAUUCUUCUUUAAUUUAACUUCUAUCCCCACCGAGGAGUUUAUCACCUCAGCAGAACUUCAGGUUUUUCGGGAACAGAUGCAGGAAAAUUUGGAAAACAAUAGCAGUUUCCAUCACCGAAUUAAUAUUUAUGAAAUUUUAAAACCUGCAACAGCCAACUCGAAGUUCCCCGUGACCAGACUUUUGGACACCAGGUUGGUGAACCAGAAUGCAAGCAGGUGGGAGAGUUUCGACGUCACCCCUGCUGUGAUGAGGUGGACUGCACAGGGCCUCGCCAACCACGGAUUUGUGGUGGAAGUGGCCCACUUAGAGGAGAACCAAGGUGUCUCCAAGAGACACGUUAGGAUUAGCAGGUCUUUGCACCAAGACGAGCACAGCUGGUCACAGAUAAGGCCAUUGCUAGUGACUUUUGGCCAUGAUGGAAAAGGACAUCCUCUCCACAAAAGAGAAAAGCGUCAAGCGAAACAUAAACAGCGCAAACGCCUUAAGUCCAGCUGUAAGAGACACCCUUUGUACGUGGACUUCAGCGACGUGGGGUGGAAUGACUGGAUCGUAGCCCCCCCAGGGUAUCAUGCAUUUUACUGCCACGGGGAAUGCCCUUUCCCCCUGGCCGAUCACCUGAACUCCACUAAUCACGCCAUUGUGCAGACGUUGGUCAACUCAGUUAACUCUAAGAUUCCUAAGGCGUGCUGUGUCCCAACAGAACUGAGUGCUAUCUCCAUGCUGUACCUUGACGAAAAUGAAAAGGUUGUAUUAAAGAACUAUCAGGACAUGGUUGUGGAGGGUUGCGGGUGUCGUUAGCACAACAAAAUAAAAUAAAAAUAAAAUAUAUAUAUAUAUAUAUUUUAGAAAAAAAAACAACAAAAAAACCCAAGUUGACACUUUAAUAUUUCCCAAUGAAGACUUUAUUUAUGGAAUGCAAUGGAGAAAAAAAAAACACAACUAUUUUGCAAAUAUAUUUAUAUCUACGAAAAGAAGUUGGGAAAACAAAUAUUUUAAUCAGAGAAUUAUUCCUUAAAGAUUUUAAAAUGUAUUUAGUUGUACAUUUUAUAUGGGUUCAACCCCAGCACAUGAAGUAUAAUGGUCAGAUUUAUUUUGUAUUUAUUUACUAUUAUAACCACUUUUUAGGAAAAAAAUAGCUAAUUUGUAUUUAUAUGUAAUCAAAAGAAGUAUUGGGUUUGUACAUAAUUUUCCAAAAAUUGUAGUUUUCAGUUGUGUGUAUUUAAGAUGAAAAGUCUACAUGGAAGGUUACUCUGGCAAAGUGCUUAGCACAUUUGCUUUUUUGCAGUGCUACUGUUAAGGUCACAAGUUCAAGUCCAGAAAAAAAAAAAGUGGAUAAUCCACUCUGCUGACUUUCAAGAUUAUUAUAUUAUUCAAUUCUCAGGAAUGUUGCAGAGUGGUUGUCCAAUCCAUGAGAACUUAAGUCCUUAUUAGGUGGAAUAUUUGGAUAAGAACCAGACAUUGCUGAUCUAAUAUAGAAACCCUCCCCCCACCCCUUAAUUUGCAGAAAGAAUAAAGCAGGACCAAUAGAAAUAAUUAGAAAAAUGAUGAAGCUGCAGGAAAGUGAAUGAUGGUUUGUUGUUCUUCUUUCCUAAAUUAGUGAUCCCUUCAAAGGGGCUGGUCUGGCCAAAGUAUUAAAUAAAACGUAAGAUUUCAUUAUCGAUAUUGUGGUCAUGUAUAAUUAAAACUGUAUGUAGUGGCCCUCAUGAAGAGUUGGAAAUUGAUUUGUAUUUAACUUUUACCUCAUUUGGGAGCUCUUUAUGAUCAGAAGGACCCAUUUUCUAACUUUGCCCAACUCCCAGCAAAAUUUGCCAAUCAUGUGUUCUGCCUGCCCCGUUCUCUGUUCCAUCAGCUUGCUUUUCUUUCCAAGGUUGUGUGUUUGAACACAUUUCUCCAAAUGUUAAACUUAUUUCAGAUAAUAAAUAUCAAAGCUCUGGCAUUUCAAUCUAUAAAGUCCAACCUGUAAGAGAAAAUGAUGCGUUUGUAUAACGUUCACAGUGAUUACCUUGGGUUUGCAUGUUUUUGCUUCUGAGGUUACUCAUUUUCCAGGGAGGUGGGAAAAGGGCAAGGAAUGGUUGGAAAUUUGCAAGCAAGUCAUUUGAUAAUUCAUAUCUGCACCACAGGAAUUACCAAUGAUUUAGUAUUUCACAUGAACCUCUUCAGGGCAGAAUGAUUUAAGAGAAAACCAAAGCUACAAAACAGGCAAAACCUGGGGAACCCAAGAUAAAGUUUCAGAGAUGAUAUCCCAUGCAACGGAGGCAAUGGUGCCAAAAAAAUUAGAAAGGGAAAGUGUCUGAGAUCAGCUUCUGCAAGGACAUCUGCCAAUUGGACUGAAGCCCAAGCACAAUGAACUCAAAUUAGGCUGCUCAGAAUGAACACUUAACAGUGGCAGGGCUUCUGUGCUCUGGGCUGAAAUCAGACCCAAGGAAGGGUUUGGUGGGCAGGUAUGUUGGGAACCCACAUCUCCCCACUAUUUUAAUGGAAGUAUUUUAGGUCCAUUUCUAGGACUUGGUGUCACCUCCGAUCCUUCUAUUGACUGGUGAGGCCUAGUUCUAAUCUCCUUUCCUAGCCCUGCCUUCAAAUUGGCUGAAAAAAAAAAUAGUGUUUGUAAUGGAACAGACUGUUAGACUCAGAUUCUUCCAAAAAUAAACUUAGGAUGACCAUAAAUGUAAUUAACAUUUUGGGGGUGAUAGGUUGAAACUUGCCUUGGGAUUAUGUAGAUCCUCUUUUCCAAUGAAUAACUAGUUACCUUUUAGUCCUUCUAUUUUUGCAAUCUUAGAGUUUGUUUUUAUCCCUAUCCCUAUGGCCCUUGCAUUGGUGAGGGCCAUUAGGAUCAGACCCCACUCGGUAGGGCACAUCAGCUCUGUCCUCUAGCCAUUAUUCACCUGCUCUUGCUAUGAAUAUGAGGAACAGACGACACAAUCUUACCAUCUUAAAAAAAAUAAUGACCCAUGUUUUCUCACCUGCAAAUACUCUAUAGAGAGUAAGGAUAGCACAAGAAUUUCCAUCCAUUUGGCAGUUCCAUCAGUUCUUUUGAUAUCUCUGCUUCAUUGGUAAUGAUUUUCUUGGUUAAAAUGGUUUUCAAUGGUAUCAACUCAAAUGUGUUCUUGUGCAUGUUUUUUUCUAAUAUAUAUAUAUAUAUAUAUGUAAGUAUCUAUACACAAAUAUAUGUGUAAACAUAUACACAUAUACAAUAUGUAAUAUGUAUAAAUAUACAUAUGAAGAAUUAUGUAAUAUAUAUUACAUAUGUAUAGAUGAUGGCAUUUUCAGUUUCAGUUUAAUUGCAGAGGUUUUGUAAGAGCUGACCCUCUUGGCAGCUCACUGGAGAAACAGAAUAUUCUUACAUUCUACAUUUUCACAGACAUUUUGGCUCACGUUCUUCAUUAUGAGAAAAAAACAUGUCACAACCCCAUGACACUGAAUCGCUUGUAUCUCCAGUCACUAUUCUGUCGGAACCUUUGAAUCCUUUUAGAGGUCACACUUUAAAAAGUGCAGUAGUUUCUAAAUUUUGAGGGAUCGCCUUUCGAAAUUGAUUAA
Messenger RNA from Hipposideros armiger (great roundleaf bat), 5142 nucleotides. It is a transcript of the gene BMP2, whose product is annotated as bone morphogenetic protein 2. Gene Ontology annotation, molecular function: cytokine activity; growth factor activity. NCBI's taxonomy places the organism in Eukaryota, Metazoa, Chordata, Mammalia, Chiroptera, Hipposideridae. The coding region runs from base 1210 to 2406 and encodes 398 amino acids. The record is from RefSeq and is a predicted model, not a curated record. Gene Ontology annotation, cellular component: extracellular region. The transcript is spliced from 4 exons.